AUACGGCUUUGAUAAUAGAUAAUAAUCAUGGCCGUUAGCAACUGUCGAUGGUGCAUGUGAAUUUUAAAAUAUGAUAAUUUCUCUUAAUAAUUUAAAUAUUAUCUACAGUUUCUAAGACAUUCAAAUUAUAUGUUUAUUAUUUUUAGCAGUUCUUUUUAUUAUUUAUAUGAUCUUACGUAGAUCAUUUUUUACAGGUUUUAUUCUAAACGCCUUAUAAACUUAACCCCCAUCGUUCACUGAACGAUUUAACUUAAAAGAAACGAGUCAUGAACAUAUUGUUAUAUCAAAAAAGUUGAAUUAUUAUAAUUCGUAUGAUAACUAUUGGGUGAAAAUGUGUCCGUUAAAAUGGAGGUUACAUUUAUUCUUGUUAUGUACAGUAAUAUUGAGCAGCUGUGUGUUAGAUUCAUUUUGUUUAGAAGUGAUAUAUGCAGUAAACGCUGGAGGUGAAUCUCACACCGAUAGUUAUGGAAUUCGUUAUGCUAGAGAUCCUUUAAUGGGAAAAGUCGGUACUGCUUCUGACUAUGGCAAACAGUUACUCAUUGGACGCGUCAAUAGCGCGGAUCAAAUAUUAUAUCAGACAGAACGUUAUCAUCAUAGUACUUUUGGAUACGAUAUACCUAUAAGCGAAGAUGGAGAAUAUGUCAUGGUCCUAAAGUUUUGUGAAGUUUAUUUUAAUUCGCCAAACAUGAAGGUAUUUGAUGUUGUAUUAAAUGGAGAUCAUACGGUAGUCACAGAUUUAGAUAUUUUUGAAAGAGUUGGCAGAGGUAUUGCACAUGACGAAUAUAUUCCAUUCAAAGUGCAAGAUGGUAAAUUGAUAUAUAAUGAUGAAGAAUCUGAUAUAUUAGCAGGAAAAAUAAGAGUUGAAUUUAUAAAAGGUUAUAGAGACAAUCCUAAAAUAAAUGCAAUUGCAGUUAUUAAAGGAAAAAUAGAAGAUAUUCCUCAAUUAGGUCCAAUUCCUCAAGAAGCAGAGGAAUAUCACAAUAUACAGGAGGAUGAAGAAGAAUCAACGGUUCGAAGUAGGCAUACGAGUGGACCUCGUACUCCAGAUCCUUAUUCCAUCGAUGAUUCUUCUGUUAUGUUACCUGUCUUUGUAGCAAUAGGAGCUUUUAUACCUCUUUUAUUUUGUUUAUGCAGAUUGUAAUUUCUCGGUUCAUAUUUCAUGCACCGAAACGUAAUGUACUUAAUAUUGAUGAUGUUCUCAACUGCCUACAUUACUUUAAUGUACAAAAGAAUGCGUAAAUGAAUGAAAGGUAGCGAUGCACGUUCCUUUCUAUUUUGCGUUCUAACGUUAAAUUAUUAAGAUACAAAUAUUUAUUAUUAAUUUAUAUAGAUGAGCACAUAAAAGCGCGGUACGUGUACGUGAUUUGUCAAUAGAAUUAUUGAUAUAAUCAAUAGAAAAGUACGAGAGUUCGACGAGGAUAUAGAUUUAUGAAACUAUAUUUUAUGUUCUUUUCUUUUUUUUUUUUUUUCAAAUCUUCUUACUUUUACAAAAGAUGUAAAAUGUAAUUUUACAUUUCUUUAACUUCACCUCGCACACAUACACACAGCAUAAUUGAUAGCUUUAGCUAUUGAAAGCUUGUAGCGCAUAAUCGAUCAAAUGCAAAACUAAGUUAAACGUAUAAAUCAAGCCAAAAUGAAGUUUAGUCGAUAGCCCAUAUUAAAUAUACCAAAGGACAAAUCUUUAAUCUUUUGCAAAUGAGAGCAAAUAAAACUGUUACUAUUACAACAUUCGGCUGUCAUAAUUUUCAUUCGUCGCUGUUCAUUCAUAUUUGAUGAAGAUCCAUUCGUUAUUUUAUCGUUUAAAUAAUCAUCUUUAUUUUAUACACCGUAGAACAAAGUCCAGUGUUUGGUAAUAAUUAAAUAUUAUAUAAAUACAUUAUUGUCAACACGCUAUCAAGCUAAUGAAGAUUAGAAUUUAUCUGAAUUUAGAAUCUUCUAUCAUAUUUUCGAUCUCAAAAUGAAGGCCCUUGUCAAAAAGAUCACGAUUAAGAAAGUAUAUCGUAAUCGUAUGUACAAAAAAAAAGAAAAAAAAAAAAAAAAGAAAGAAAAAACAAAAGAGUAUGUCAGAUUUUUUUCUUGAUCGAAAAAAGAAAGAUUAUCUUCUUAAAAGAAAAAUAUAGAUUCGCAUAUCUCAUUACAAUACUCUCGGAGUCUAAUCUAAAGCAAAUUUGCUUUCUCGACGAUCGAGCGUUAAGAGUCCCCCUGUGCGAUCGUCGUCCAAUCGGGAUAUACACGUCGGUACAAGUGCCAACUUCCGCAAAUUCACGGUACUGCAAAGUAUCAUUCGCUUAUCAAACGGUGCUUUUAAAAUGCCGUUGUAUAUCGAUCAUGCCGCGGACCGCGAUCAACAAAAGGGGAAGACUUGCAACAAAUUCAAUUGGCCGUCGGGCCACUUCGAAGGAUUUUGUAGGUGUGCUACACAUACGUGUUAACACGUACGUGAAGCUCGUACGGUUCCUUAAUGGGAAUAAGCUCAUUCAUCCCAUGAAACGGAAGAUCACGUGACUGCCGAUCGUCUAGGUCUUUGAUGUAUGGUCAUCACUGGCAAUUAGCUGUCAAUUCAAGGCCGUACUUAUAGCUUGGAAGACCCGACGUCAUAGCCUCGAGUACCACCGUAUUAUAUUGUUCCCUAACUUGAGAAAAAAAAAAAAGAGAGAAGAAAGAAAGAAAGAAAGAAAGAAAGAAAGAAAUUUACUCUGAUCGUUAAAUCAAAUAGAUUUCUCAGUUAACGAUGCAUUUAAAAGAUCUUAAUAUUAUAUUAAAAUCUUCUUGAAUUUUUGAUAACUCUACGUAUAUAUCUAUAAUUACGUAAACAUAUUCUUAGAAUACAUUUAAAAUUCUUAUUACACUUGCGGAUUAAUUAUCGUGCAUUGUAUCACGAUAUAAAGACGAUAGUAUAGAGAAGAUCGUAUUUUACGAUAAAUAACAACAAACUUCUUACCUUUAUUCUAUUAAUAUCGAUUAAAUUAUAUCAAUUUCAAUUUAAUAUAUCUAUUAAGAUGGUGUAAAAAGUAUAAUACGGGUGAUAAGCGAAUAGUAUUUUUUACAUUUUAUAUUUGAUUUAUUUUUUUUGAUUAGACGACACAACUCUGUUCAUACAACGUUGAGCGAUGGUGUACUUAAUACAUAUGGCUGCGUGUCCGUUAAGUGCGAACGUCAACUCGAAUUCAUGCAUAUACCAAACUCAUCUCUCUUUCUUUCUUUCUCACUCUCACUCUCUAUUUCUAUCUCUCUCUCUCUCUCUCUCUCUCUUUCUUUCUCUUUCUCUCUCCUUCCCCCAAGGGGGACGGCUUUAUUAAAAUCACAGACAGCAGAGAUAUGAUAGGGAACACGACGGCCAGAAAUAAAAUAUAUAAGAGUCAAAGACUUUGAUAUAGUGUGUCAAAUAUUUUUUUAUGUUAUUACUUUCUCUUUGAUAAUGAUUAUCAUUGUUUGAAAAAAAAAAAAAAAAGAAAAAACAAAACAAAUUCUAUAUAU
Vespa velutina is the source of this 3477-nucleotide messenger RNA. RefSeq names its product malectin-A. The transcript is spliced from 4 exons. NCBI's taxonomy places the organism in Eukaryota, Metazoa, Arthropoda, Insecta, Hymenoptera, Vespidae. Gene Ontology annotation, cellular component: membrane. Bases 332 to 1141 code for a protein of 269 amino acids. The record is from RefSeq and is a predicted model, not a curated record. Gene Ontology annotation, molecular function: carbohydrate binding.